Molecule: messenger RNA, 411 nt
Organism: Papaver somniferum (opium poppy)
Lineage: Eukaryota; Viridiplantae; Streptophyta; Magnoliopsida; Ranunculales; Papaveraceae
Product: luminal-binding protein 4-like
Exons: 4
Coding region: 1-411 (136 amino acids)
Biological process (GO): protein refolding; cellular response to unfolded protein; endoplasmic reticulum unfolded protein response
Cellular component (GO): cytoplasm; endoplasmic reticulum lumen; membrane
Molecular function (GO): ATP hydrolysis activity; heat shock protein binding; ATP-dependent protein folding chaperone
Source: RefSeq, a predicted model, not a curated record
AUGAGAACUGUCUUUGAUAUCAAGAGACUUAUCAGAAGAAGGUUUGAUGAUAAAGAGGUACAGAGAGAUAUGAAACCCUUACCAUACAAGAUUGUCAACAAGGAAGGAAAGCCAUAUGUUGAGGUUAAACUUAAGGAUGGGGAGACUAAGGUUUUCAGUCCUGAGGAAAUUAGUGUUAUGAUUCUGACCAAGAUGAAGGAAACCGCUGAAGCAUUCUUAGGAUGCUCUAUGAUGCUUACUACCAAGGAUGCUGGUGUGAUUGUUGGAUUAAAUGUAGUAAGAAUCAUCAACGAGCCAGCCGCAGCAGCUAUGGCUUAUGGUUUGUACAAAAAAACGGAGAAAAGAACAUCCUUGUUUUUGAUGGUGGUGAGGCCACACUAUGCUAGUAAUUCAUUAGUUGAUUUAGCAUAA